AUGCCAGGCAUCGUUAUGGAGCAGAACAACAUUGGUGGACGGGGGCCGGACUUGCGGGAUCAAAUGAAUGGCAUCUCAUCUACAUCACUGAAUACUGGCCAGCCUGAACAUACUGCGGAGGCACCAAAUGGGCUGCUGUAUACCAACGGUAUCCGAGCUAACAAUGCAGAUCAGAACGAUGGGGCCAGUCGUUCGAAAAUAUUCUCAUCCGCCGCCAGAGAGCCCCCCGAGUUAGAGCACAUUACUCAAGGCUUCUUUCCCUUCUCGAAAUUAGUCAACCGCGCCGUACAACAAUGCUGGAAUGACCUAUCAGAAAUGGUCGCUGAGCUCGCAGAAAUUCAGAUAUCGUCUCAAGAACCCAUUAAUUCACUACUAUCUACCAGUGGGAAACCUCCCGGGAACCAAUCUCCAGAAAAUGUGCGAAAAAAGCUGCGCGCGUUGGAGUUUGCACAGAAUAAACGCGGUGACUUUAUCAAGCUCCUUGUGCUCUCACAAUGGAGCCGACAAGCCGCCGACGUCAGUAAAUUGAUCGAUAUCCAGAACUUCAUCCGUGCGCAACACCAAGCUUAUGCUGGUGCUUUACAAUGGAUGGGGGAUAUGAAGAGGGACCUUGUUCGAGCACAAGUCGCGAAUCCUGAUCUCAGAACAGCUCUGGAGGUGUUGUCAAAGGGUGAAAUAGUCUCUAUGCCAGACCUUGGCUACGGAACGCCGAAGCCUCUAACACCAAAGACCACUUUGAGAAAGCUGCGAAAGAUUAACAGGAUCAUUAGCGCAAGGUUGGCAUUGCAUGAGAACAUUCCUCUCCCUUUUCAGCAGUAUCGAGUCCAUGAUGGCCGGGUGACAUUCGUCGUACCUGGAGAAUUUGAGCUUGAUCUCUCUAUAGGGGAGGAAGACGUCAUAUCUCAAUUCUUCUUCGUCGAUAUUCGCUUGCUUUUUAAGCCCUCAUCUUCGAUUCCGGCCAACCGAAUGUUUAGCGAGUUAGAUCUCAAAAUCAACAACACGCUCAGAAACAGCGGAUUGAUCGGGUGCUUCGACUGGCUGCAUAGCCUAGUUCUAACGAAUAAAAUCAAUAUACUCACUAAGCAGGCUGCAGACUUGGCGAGGGGGCUCUGGUCGAAUGUUUUGCGUAUCGAGCUUUUGCAUCGAACGUUGGUUCUCCAGUACUGGGCCUCUAAGCCGGGCUCAAAAAGCUGGUUAGAAAUCGGCAUUCAGCGCCGCGGCCGAAUAGGGAGUACCAAUGGCCAACAGUCGCCUUCUCUGGGCUUACGCUGGAUGAGGGAUGGACAAGAAAUCCCCUCGGGAGAUAUCGAGUUUGAUAAAAACAACCUCUCGGCCGAACGUCUCCUUCGAAGUGUCAUUUCUCUACAUAUUUCUCAUAUUCUCUCCUCGGUCUUCGCGAAUAUCAGCGGGAAGGAGCUCUACUCGAGUGGUACAUUGUCCUUGCGUGCUCAUUUAAGCAAGACUGAGCCUGGUGACUGCCAGCUUAAUGUUCAACUUACAGCAUCCCGGCGCCUUCGAGUUGCGAUUGAGCCAAUGUCAGGGGCGAUCAUCUUAGCUGCUACGCCAAAUACACUAGAGCGAAUUGAUACUGAUCGCAAUGUUGACCGACCGACUAUUGAUGAUAUUGUCGCUCGUGUCGGACGGCUUCGCUGUGCUGCUGCAAUCGAGGAAGUCGAGUCGAAAGUCAAGAUGCUUGGCUUUGAAUCUCUCAGCCCGAAGAAAGUCAAAGUUGAUCCCCGAAGGAUAUUCUCGGCCAGUGUUUUACGGUUCUCGUUUUUUGGGCAUCGCCUUUGGGAGCGUGACUGGGUGCUCGCCGCAACAAGUAGUAUGGAUGGCGACAACUGGUGGGUCGUUCAAGCUACUACGCAGGUUGACCCCAUUGGCAGUACUGCACAGGCUAUUUGCAGCGCCCUAUUGCCCUUGCGGGACACGGGCUAUUCGUCACUAGCCGACCUUGGCCAUUGCCUAUCAGGCACCCUGGCGAUAUAUGCCAUUGCUCGUUUCUUGGAAAGCCUACAGGUUGUGAGGUUCUUUCCGCCUUUAGAGAAGCUCAAGUUUGGUUCAAGCCUUCAGGUGCCAGAUCUUAUGAUUCGAUAUGAAGCAUCCGAAUUGCCAGAAGCACUUCAAAUGGCUGUGCCCUCCGGUUUCAGAAAGAAAACGUUCAUCAAAAACACGGUCCGAUUGUCUUUCCAUGGAGUGGAUCGGCACAGCGAUGCGUCGAUGAUGGUUGUGUAUGGCAAUCUAUGUACCCCAUCCCGGAGCUUCAGCGCCUUGAUCCCGAAAGAUGAUCUGUCGCUGGCCUUCCCAAAAGCGGGUACAGGCUUUGCACUUCGUCUGCUUGCAUCGCCCGGUUAUCCCAUCAUUCUCACUCUUCUCGAACGCCUACAGAGGUUGGAGUGCGUGCUAUCCAUCUACGAGACUCUUCAACGCAAAAGGAUAGAGACUCGUUCUUUAUCACUGUCACGCGUUGAUUUUACGUAUGGGCCGAACAGAGAUCUUUCUGCUCGCCUUGACAUUAGCACAUCCGGACCUUUGCCUUCCACAGAACUUGACCCAGUUAGAAUCGCUUCUAAGACGAAUCGCUUGUUCCAACUUCGCCUGGGCAUACAGUUUAAUCACCUCAAUCCUCAUCGCAGGAUACAGGGUCCCCUAGCGUCCAAUCUGAAUCGCCCCAGCGCCGAUGCAGGCCUGGACACGAUGGUAGAACUACUGUCCUUCACGCUGCCGCUGAUGCGGGCCCUUGACAAAAUCAUGGCUAAUCCCACGAAGAAUGAGCCAUUGAAGUUGCACGUCAUUGUGCGCACUGCAAAGUCUUUUCAACUCCACUACCCACUUGAAGAUUGCCGAUUUCAACUAAUAGCCCAUCAACACCAAAGCCGACCGGUAUGGGUUUUUAAGGAUAUUUCUACUGCUCAAAAUACAGCUGGUGGAAACUCAACCAGCCAGAAGCUGCAAGAUAGUCUGUAUAAUUCCAAAGGCGACGGUUGGAGGGGACUGGGCAACGGCAUCGUGGCAGAACCUGAUCGUGUUGGCAACCUUCUAGAAGACCUCGAUAAAUGCCUCGCUCUUAUUAGGGCUGAUCUGGCAUUGAAAUCUUCAGAUACGAAACCUUCCCAUGAGGCUCCUCCAGCGACGAACGACCAGCCCCACAUCAAAGCACAACAACCCAAGCAAGCAGAGGCAAACCAGGGGCCUGGCAAUAGAAACGCACCACAAAAAUCGGAUAUCAUCAUGAUUGAUUAG
Messenger RNA from Aspergillus calidoustus, 3243 nucleotides. Lineage: Eukaryota; Fungi; Ascomycota; Eurotiomycetes; Eurotiales; Aspergillaceae. The record is from the annotation of a GenBank genome assembly.